AUGAAGCUUGUAAGCAAAAAAGAGCAAGUUUAUGCGUCAGUGGACAUGGAGUCGCCCCAAACAACAUCCACUGGUCUUUCAAGCGUGUCAUUGUCCCCUUCUGCUGCCUCCACCAUCUCCUUCAGCGCAGAGCGUAGUACCAAUUUUAGCAGUGACGACAUUAUGCGGCCCUCCUAUAAUGAUGUGGCUAACGAUAUUUUAGCGGCACUAGAUGGACCAGUACGACAACUGGCAUUUGAGACAAAAGGUGCAUUAUUAGCAACGGGCGUAGCAGCAUCGUGCUAUUUACUAUCAUGGUUCCAAACGGUGCUGAUUCCAUUUUUUCUUGCUAUUUUUCUCAUGUACCUUUUGGAUCCGUUGGUGGAAAUGAUUGAUGUUUCACCGAGGUAUUUCCUCUGCAUUUGUACAUCACGUGGACGUCAUGCUCGACGAAUGUCACAAAGCUGUUCACGUGCAUUGGCUUCGCUAAUGGCUGUCAGCUUGGUGUGUGUAUUCUUUGGACUGCUGGGCUACAUUACUGUGGUUUCGUUCCAUGCACUGGAUGGUGGUUCUUAUCAGACGGGAUACAAUAAUCUUGUUUCGGGAAUCGAGAACAUUUUUGAACAAAUAGGACUAUCGCUGAACAUUACAACGACGCUGCACGACAAUGUUGACAAAGUAGCGCGAGUUUUAGUCACGGAAACGAUGGAUUUGCUCUCCGUCAUGUUUGUGACGCUUAUCUACCUCACAUACUUUCUUUGCACACGAACACGUGCUAGUGAUGCUGGAGGCGUUUGGUCCAAGAUUGACCACGACAUUCAACGAUUCGUGACAUUAAAGUGUUUUCUUUCACUUUUCGUGUCUUUGCUGGUUACGAUUGUCUACGUUUGGCUGAAUGUAGGGCUGGCCAUUGUGUGGGGUAUUCUGACGUUCAUUUUAAACUGGAUCCCCAACGUUGGAGCCAUGAUUGCAUCUGUUGCACCAAUUUGUAUCAUUGCCAUCACGCCGUCCGACUUGAUGAAUCCGAUGGAAAAGUUUCUGGCCAUGUUUCUUCCGAUGUGCUUUCACAUGUUUGUGGGUAGCUUUGUGGAACCGAGGGUAUUUGGCCGAAGACUCGAGAUAGAUCCUGUUAUUGUAAUCAUGUCGCUUUCGGCGUGGGGACUUCUUUGGGGAGUCGUGGGCAUGAUGUUGUCAGUGCCACUUACUGCUGCAGCCAAAAUUAUGCUGAGCCAUCUAAAACUAUGGCCCGAGUUUGUGGCUUUGGUGGAAGGAACAUACUUUACGCGGUUUGGUAGAAAGACCACUCGAUAUAUGAAGGAGAAGGACGAUAACGAGACUUUUGAAACCAUGAAAGUGCGAACCGAGAGUGAGAAUGAUCGUGCAAGUGGUGGCCUCAUGCGGCGACAACAUUCGCAAUUGACCUUGGUCCCCGCGUGGGCAGCAUUCUUGGAAAAUGCAGAUGUCUUGUAG
This is a messenger RNA of Peronospora farinosa, 1449 nucleotides long. The record is from the annotation of a GenBank genome assembly. Lineage: Eukaryota; Oomycota; Peronosporomycetes; Peronosporales; Peronosporaceae.